AAACUGCUCGGUGCGGAAAGUGAAAGUGCGCAUGCGCGCGUAGUUAAACUGACACACGAAACGAAACUAGGCGUCGUUUGCUGUUCUUCUGUUCUACAAGUGAGACGCUCAGGAGACAUGGACACUGCAGAGGAGCUGGACAUUUGUGUCCACUGCAAUAAAGAGGUGGUGAAGACGAAUCUUCCUGUGCAUGAAGCUCACUGCCAGCGUUUCCUGUGUCUCUGCCCCGACUGUGAUGACCAGGUGCCUAAGGAUCAGCUCGAAGAACAUCGGAAGGAACGGCACACUGUGAUCAAAUGCAAGAAGUGCAAUAUGAAGAUGGAAAACUGCAAGCUUGCAGAUCAUGAAGCAAACGAAUGCACAAAGAGGCUUGAGAGUUGCGAGUAUUGUCAGAUGGAUCUCCCUUGGAGCGAUCUGAAGGAGCACACGGUGGCCUGUGGGAGUCGGACAGAACUCUGCCCGGACUGUAAGAAAUACGUCAGGCUGAAAGAUCAGCUCCAGCAUGCGAACAUCUGCAGCUCUGAGGAAGACUUCAGCUUUAAACAUAAUAAAAAUGUAAAGCCUCUGCCAGUGAACACUCUGCAGGAUGAUCAGCUUGAUAAGGAUUUGCCAGAAGAUUGGAGAGAUCACCUUGACAUCCGGGGGGCUGAGUCCGAGCCCGAAGACACGGUUCUGUCACUGUCGGAUCUGCAGAAGAAGAAGAGGAAUGAGAAAAAGGGUUGGGUGGACGAGAAUCAGACCAGCACCUGUCCAUAUUGUCACCUCAUUCUGCCGAUACGCACACUGCAAUGGCACGAGGGCAAGUGCAGGAUUUUCGAAAGUCUGAAACGGGUUAGUGGGGCAAAUGUGAAGAAGUGAGGGGAAGAAACUGUAAACGCUUGACCGCUUACAAGAACACAAGUGCCGACAUCAGAGCUGAUUUCAAAAGUUUUUACUCCUC
Silurus meridionalis is the source of this 940-nucleotide messenger RNA. It is a transcript of the gene xaf1, whose product is annotated as XIAP associated factor 1. The transcript is spliced from 8 exons. Gene Ontology annotation, molecular function: zinc ion binding. Bases 118 to 858 code for a protein of 246 amino acids. The record is from RefSeq and is a predicted model, not a curated record. Lineage: Eukaryota; Metazoa; Chordata; Actinopteri; Siluriformes; Siluridae.